CGGAAGCCUCUGUGGGGGUGGGAGUGCGGCGACAACUUCCGUUCGUGAUGGCGGCCCCCGUGGUGUGCAGAAGCGCGGCGGGGCUGCUCAGGGCCGGCCUCCCCGCCGCGCGCAGAGCCCUGUGUCGUCGCGUCCUGAGUGUGCCGAAUGUGCGGGGCCCCUUGCUCGCUCUCCCCGCCGCCCAACCCAGCCCUGUCGGUGUCCACCUGAGGGGGUUGUCAACUCUCCUGAGCGGUCUCCGCAUAGGCACUGCCGUCUCUCCAAGCACGCAGGCGAGCAUUGGAGCUCUCCGCGUGCUCGGGCAGAAUAAGGUAACGGGAACGCUUGGACAACCUCCUCGCCGGAGCCUCAUCUACUUCAGCAAGGGAAGGGGGAAGCGCAAGACGGUGAAGGCUGUGGUGAAGCGCUUCCUGCGGCUGGACUGCGGCCUAUGGCUGCGUCGUCAGGCCGGGUGCAAGAAGCGCCUGUGGAAGAAGCGCAAGCCGCGCAUUCGACGACUGCGUCAGCAUGUGCUGUGCAACAAGUGGCAGUCAAAGUUGCUCGACAAGAUGGUGACCGACUUCUGGAAGCGCCGCAAGUGGUACGAGAACGACCCGUACCAGCUCUACCAUGAACGCACCAACUUCAGGGCUUGAAUGAAGCUGACAGUCUGGGUUCAGUUGAUUUGCACCUCGCUGAUGGUACAGUAUAGCGUGCCAUGCCCUCAAAGAAAAUUGGACCGAUUCAGCAAUGAAAGGUGCCACAGUGUAAAAUUACUGAGAACUCACUAUGGAUGCUUUUUCCACCCGUGAUGCCCCAAACACAGGUUUCAUCUGUAAAUUGCAUGUGUACAUGCUUAAAUAUCAUGGCUUACUGGCUAAGUUACAAGAGUGCUGCGUGUUGCCACAGGAUGUUAACUUUACAUUUUGCAGACCUCCAGUACUGAUGUUGCAGGAUGGAAUAUUUACGCAGCAACAGAGUUGAUUAAAACUCCCAGUGCUCAUUUGAUGCCAUCUUGUGACAUUUGAUACACAUGUACACAGUAUAAACAUGUGCACUGUAUAUAUAACAUUAAUGUAUUCUGCUAUAUAGGUACAUAAAUACCCCAAGUACAUAUAUACAGUAUACGUAGUGUACAUACACGUGUGUGCAGUGUAUACCAAAAGCGGUUGCACAUUGCUAAGUCCACCGUUAUGUUGCAUUGACAUAGUUGGAUAUAAGUUUUGGACAAAGACAACACCCACCAUGCAAUAUUAGCUGUGAUGCCAGAAACACAAGAAGUCUUACAGACACACAUAACAAAGCAGCUCAUCUUAGGAAUACCCCCAUAUGCUCUAUUCCAUAAAGUCAGACCUUAUAACACUUGCCAUAUUAAACACCAGCCCAUUACAAUCAUCUUUGCUGUGGUGCUUAUUAAGCACUAUUGGAAAUUGUAAAGGUAAUGCCUGAUAAUGAUGAGUGCAUAUCAAAAAACCCAAAUAACGCUUGUUAAUGUGGAUCAACUUUGAACAGGUUACUCUCAAAAGCAGUUGCAUUUCUGUAAACAUUCAUGAAUGGUCAUAAAUAUCUUGACAAAAAAUCCUUCCAACUGAGUAUGUGUUGUGCGUUGUGUUACAAAUGUGCCUUUUAGCAUAUGCUUGAACAGUAUAUGGUGCAUUGUGUGUGUACAAUAUAUUAUAUUUUGAGACUUGAAA
Molecule: messenger RNA, 1673 nt
Organism: Petromyzon marinus (sea lamprey)
Lineage: Eukaryota; Metazoa; Chordata; Hyperoartia; Petromyzontiformes; Petromyzontidae
Gene: MRPL35
Product: mitochondrial ribosomal protein L35
Biological process (GO): translation
Cellular component (GO): ribosome; mitochondrion
Molecular function (GO): structural constituent of ribosome
Source: RefSeq, a predicted model, not a curated record